Verticillium alfalfae VaMs.102 is the source of this 1013-nucleotide messenger RNA. RefSeq names its product D-alanine aminotransferase. The transcript has 3 exons. Gene Ontology annotation, biological process: carboxylic acid metabolic process. Bases 1 to 909 code for a protein of 302 amino acids. NCBI's taxonomy places the organism in Eukaryota, Fungi, Ascomycota, Sordariomycetes, Glomerellales, Plectosphaerellaceae. The record is from RefSeq and is a predicted model, not a curated record. Gene Ontology annotation, molecular function: catalytic activity.
AUGGGUUCAUCAGACGAAACAGCAUCUCACAGCAUCAACGUUGCGUCAACACAUGCGGUGGUGCCCAACUCGAAGAAUGACUCAAUCUUGGUCGGCAUGCGUGAUGGCAUCACAGGGAAAUUCUACUUGACUCCGAGAAAAGAGGCUGUAGUGUCGGUCUUUGACUCUAAUUUUCUCGUCGGCGACGGCAUCUGGACCCUUGACGCCAACGAAAUGGGUGAGGAACCCCAUGUCCAUAUUCGUCUGGUUGUCAGCCGUGGCCUCAAAUCAACACCAUACCAAAACCCACAUGUCAACAUCGGUUUGCCUCUUAUCGUCAUCAUUCCCGAGGUCAAGGCGAUCGAUCCGGCGUCAAAGGUUCGCGGCCUGCGCCUCGCAACGACUUGGGUGCGCCGAGGCCCACCCGAUGUCAAGGAUGAACAGUGGAACCACAUCUCCAAGGCCACAGAUGUUCAGGCCUGCAUCAGCGCGAACGUUAUGAACGUAGAUGAGGCACUGAUGCUCGACCUUCGGGGGUUCGUGAAAACAUGCAACUCGGUCAACUUCUUCAUCAUCCGAGGAGACGAGGUCUGGGCUCCGACAAAAGACAACCAGAUGCAGGGUAUCACGCGUCAAAAGACGAUCGAAGUAUGUCGUGCCAACGGGAUCACGGUGCGAGAGCUGGAUUUCAGCCUGACGGAGGUGUACGGAGCCGACGAGGCUUUCUGCACGGGGACUUUUCCAUCUCAAUUGCAUGUCGUGGAAGUGGAUGGGAGACAGAUUGGAGACGGCAAGAGGGGCGUGAUCACCGAGAGGAUCCAGCAGCUUUAUGCAGAGCUCGUGAUUCAAGAUGUGAGCAGAAGUCGGGACGAGAUCACGGCGGAAGUCGAAGCAACACGGGAUCUCAGGAACUUCAAAUCCAAACUGUAGUUCACUUGUUUAAGGGCUGCAGAAAGGCUUUCAUCGCACACAAUCAAUUAUCUGCAUUCACUUAGCUCGUUAUGUUUCAACUGGUAAGGCAAUGUGCCACGAAG